AAUUUUUAUGCGUGAUUAGUCAUUAAGAAACCAAUGAAAAAUGCAAAACUUACACAAACAUUUAUGAAAACCAAAAGCACCUAAAUUGGACCGUCCGUGCCUUGGAACUUGUAUCCAUAAUAAGCUAUAGUUCCAAUACCACCCAAGCAAAAGUGCGGAAAUGGCAUUGCAGCAGUACCUUCAUCCAUGCAAAUAUGUGUCUCUGAACAGAAUUUACAUGACGCAGUCAUCCAACAAUGGCCACAAGGAGAGUUUCCAAGAGGUGACGACGAGGCAAGGAAAGUCCCCGGCGGAGGAAUUCGCACCGCUUGCGACAACAUUCAGGCGGCGCCUACUUGUUGGUGUUGGUUCAGCUUCUCUAGUGGCUGUCGGUGCAAAUUUUGGUGGCUUAACUAGUUUUCUUCUGGGGUUAUCACCAGAGGGUGGUCGAAACUUGAAGCUGGAUGUGCUUUAUCCAAUUGAAGGAUUUAGUCGUCGCAUUGAAAAUAAUGAAGGAUUUGAGUUCAUAUACCCGGCAAGUUGGGUUGGAGAUCAAAGGCUGCUAUAUAGAGCAGCUGAGAGAUUGGAGAGAUCACUUGAUCCACUUCCCACGAGCCGUCUAAAAUCCAGCAAUCGUCCCCGCAAGAAUGUGAACGAACCAAUUGUUGCAUACGGUCCGCCUGGUUCGAGUGGUGAGCUCAACGUCAGUGUCAUUGUCUCACCAGUCCCCCUAGAAUUCUCAAUUGAAACAUUCGGAGGGCCAAAAGAGGUGGGAGAAGCUGUGAUUCGGACGAUCACAGGACAACGCCCUGAUGUGAAAGGAACUCUGAUAGAAUCAACUGUGAGGGAGGAUCCUUCCAAGAAUGUCAAGUACUACGAGCUGGAAUUCAGAGUCGAAAGCCCCUCGUUCCAGAGGCAUAAUGUUGCCGUUUGUUGUGCUCGUGGGGGUAGGCUCUUCACUCUGAAUGCCCAAGCAACAGAAUCGGCAUGGCCAGAGUUCCAGUCAGCCUUCUAUAGAAUUGCUAAUUCAUUUAGUCUUACCACUUGAUAUUGAGUUUCACUUCAGCUUCUUUCCAGG
Molecule: messenger RNA, 1057 nt
Organism: Theobroma umbraticum
Lineage: Eukaryota; Viridiplantae; Streptophyta; Magnoliopsida; Malvales; Malvaceae
Product: Photosystem II reaction center PsbP family protein
Biological process (GO): photosynthesis
Cellular component (GO): extrinsic component of membrane; photosystem II; photosystem II oxygen evolving complex
Molecular function (GO): calcium ion binding
Source: RefSeq, a predicted model, not a curated record